Molecule: messenger RNA, 2611 nt
Organism: Aspergillus wentii DTO 134E9
Lineage: Eukaryota; Fungi; Ascomycota; Eurotiomycetes; Eurotiales; Aspergillaceae
Gene: clf1
Product: putative cell cycle control protein (Cwf4)
Exons: 2
Coding region: 237-2255 (672 amino acids)
Biological process (GO): spliceosomal complex assembly; mRNA splicing, via spliceosome
Cellular component (GO): precatalytic spliceosome; U2-type catalytic step 2 spliceosome; Prp19 complex
Molecular function (GO): protein binding
Source: RefSeq, a predicted model, not a curated record
GACGAGCGACGUCGAUCAAGCAACCACAUCGGUCGAGUCGGUGGUGAAUCGAUACGACUCGCUGGAGGCUUUAAUUGAAUCCUGAUUCCUUCAGAAGGGGCAGUGUUGCUUCAUUCUCUGCAUUGCGCUACGCUGCGGUGCUAAGCAUCUUUUCUUCGGCGCCCCGUCGAUCCCUUUACCUUUUUCCCUGAUACCACCUCCAUCACCGUCGUUCGAUCCACGACUCACCUAUCAUCAUGGAGUCCUCUCGCGGCCCUCCCAGGGUCAAAAACAAGGCCGCCGCGCCGGUCCAGAUCUCAGCGGAGCAGCUGCUCCGUGAGGCAGUCGACCGACAAGAGCCCGCGUUGCAGGCGCCCACGCAGCGCUUUGCGGAUUUGGAAGAACUGCACGAAUACCAGGGUCGCAAGCGCAAGGAUUUCGAAGACUAUGUACGACGAAACCGGAUUAAUAUGAACAAUUGGAUGCGCUAUGCCGCAUGGGAACUCGAGCAGAAGGAAUUCCGACGAGCGCGAUCGAUUUUUGAGCGAGCACUGGAUGUCGACCCGACCUCGGUGAUAUUGUGGAUUCGAUAUGUCGAGGCUGAGAUGCGAAACCGAAACAUCAACCAUGCUCGGAAUUUGUUCGAUCGGGCUGUGACGAUUCUGCCGCGUGUGGAUAAGCUCUGGUACAAGUAUGUCUAUAUGGAGGAGACUUUGGGCAACAUUCCGGGUACCCGCCAGGUUUUUGAGCGCUGGAUGUCGUGGGAGCCAGAGGAAGGUGCCUGGAGUGCGUAUAUCAAGCUUGAGAAGAGAUACAGCGAGUUUGACAGGGCGCGGGCAAUCUACCAACGGUUCACAAUUGUUCAUCCUGAGCCGAAGAACUGGAUCAAAUGGGCUCGAUUUGAGGAGGAGUAUGGAACAAGUGACUUGGUGAGAGAGGUUUAUGGAGCUGCGAUUGAAAUGCUGGGCGAAGAUUUCAUGGACGAGAAACUCUUUAUCGCGUACGCCAAGUUCGAAGCCAAGCUCAGGGAGUAUGAACGUUCCAGAGCCAUUUACAAGUAUGCUCUUGAUCGACUUCCUCGGUCCAAGUCUAUGACCCUACACAAGGCAUAUACGACGUUUGAAAAGCAGUUUGGCGAUCGGGAAGGCGUCGAGGAUGUGAUUCUCUCCAAGCGCAGAGUUCAAUACGAAGAGCAACUCAAAGAGAACCCCAAGAACUACGAUGUCUGGUUCGACUUUGCACGGUUGGAGGAAACCUCGGGCGAUCCGGAACGGGUCCGGGACAUAUACGAACGGGCGAUUGCACAGAUCCCGCCAUCACAAGAGAAGCGACACUGGCGACGAUACAUCUAUCUCUGGAUCUUCUACGCUCUGUGGGAAGAGAUGGAGAGCAAGGAUGCGGCGCGUGCACGACAGAUCUACCAAGAAUGCUUGAAACUGAUUCCGCACAAGAAGUUUACAUUUGCCAAGAUCUGGCUCAUGAAAGCACAGUUUGACAUUCGACAGAUGGACCUGCCGACGGCGCGGAAGACACUGGGCCAGGCGAUUGGCAUGUGUCCCAAGGACAAGCUCUUCCGGGGCUACAUUGAUCUGGAGCGGCAGCUGUUUGAAUUCUUGCGGUGCAGGACACUGUAUGAGAAGCAGAUCGAAUGGAACCCGUCCAACAGCCAGUCAUGGAUUCAGUAUGCCGAGCUGGAACGGGGGCUGGAUGACACGGAACGUGCAAGGGCCAUCUAUGAGCUGGGAAUUGACCAGCCGAGCCUGGACAUGCCCGAGCUGGUGUGGAAGUCUUAUAUUGACUUUGAAGAAUACGAAGGCGAGUAUGAACGCGUGCGCGCACUGUACGAACGUCUUUUGCAGAAGACCGACCACGUCAAGGUGUGGAUCAACUACGCACGAUUCGAAAUCAACAUUCCGGACGAGGAGGAGGAGGAAGAAGAGGAAGAAGAACGGCCGGUCAGCGAGGAAGCGAAAGUACGCGCCCGGGCAGUGUUCAAUCAGGCCCACAACGUAUUCAAGGACAAGGAACUCAAGGAAGAGCGGGUGGAACUGCUCAACGCUUGGCGAUCGUUCGAACACACGCACGGGACGCCGGAGGACAUCGACAAGAUCGAGAAACAGAUGCCUCGGCGGGUCAAGAAGCGACGCAAGCUGGACGACGACCGCUACGAAGAGUACAUGGACUAUGUGUUCCCGGCGGACGACCGAUCGGCCGCGAAUCUAUCCAAGUUGCUCCAAAAGGCGCACCAAUGGAAGCAGCAAUCGGCGGGCCAGUAGGAGUCGAUUGGUGGAUGCAGAGUUUUAUUGUGUAUUAUGUGUUGAUCGAAUGGGAGAAGUGCAAAAUGCAAAUUAUGUGGACAAACUGAGGUGAUAAGAGGAUGUCGUAAGACAGACUGUAAGAAGUAGAUUGGCGCGGAGACAGCCUGAGGCAUCAACCAGAUUGAGUCAGGCAUCCGCACGAGAUCAUGCCAUGCGCUAGGCCGAAAGUGGCUAGUGUGGGAGGUGGAGAUGUUCUCGAAGGUGAUGAAUCCUGGCCAAUCAGAAGACGAGCUCGGCAACGGCUCUCCACUGAUCAUUUGAAUGUGGGAUUGCCGAUAUUGUUCAUAUUCAGGUUUAUUAUUAUUAUUAUUAUU